ACUCUUUGUUAUUCAGGAUUUUCAACUGUGGCUCGUAAUUGUGGUAGCUCCUUUCCCCUUCCUCUUCUUCUUAUUUGAGAAGCAAAUCUUGAGGUUACACUUCCACGGAGUUGUCACCUCCGCAAACCCGAUUCACGGCUUUGCUAUAUAAGCAAGCAAGCAUCGCUAUCCAAUUGAUAAAAUAACUCAGACGCCGUUGUAAUAGUAAACAUACCUGACUGACCAGCAUCGUCUCACGGACCUCGAGACAAAAUGGUUCGCGAGUACAACACCGACACCACAGCCGAUGAUCUGCUUAAGGAUCUUUCAGGUGAGAUCAAGGGCAAGGUUAUUCUCAUCACCGGUGUCUCUCAAGGCACUCUCGGCGGUGUCUUCGUCGAGUACGUCGCAAAAGCUGCUCCCGCCGGACUCAUCCUUGCCGGUCGCAGCUUGGCCAAGGUCCAAAUCACUGCCGAUGCCCUCAAGGCGGCUCAUCCCGCCAUCGACAUCCGCACGCUUCAGAUUGAUCUCGCGUCGCUUGCCGCGGUGAGUGAGGCCGCUGCUGCUGUCAACUCUUGGAAAGAUGUCCCUCAGAUUGAUGUCCUCGUGAACAAUGCCGGCAUCAUGGCUGUCCCUUACGCAACGACCGUCGAUGGCUUUGAGCUGCAGCUUGGAAACAACCACUUGGGCCCAUUCCUCUUUACAAAUCUCAUCAUGGCCAAGAUCCUCGCCUCUAAAACUCCUCGUGUCGUCAACAUUGCCAGCACCGGUCACAGACUUCACCCGAUCCGAUGGUUUGACUACAACUUCCGAGACGGCGAGACGUACAACUGCUGGCAUGCGUACGGACAAUCCAAGACUGCCAACAUGCUGAUGGCUAUUUCUCUGGCCGAGAAGUUGGGAUCCCGUGGUCUGACUGCAUUCAGUCUUCAUCCUGGUACUGUCAAAACUCAGCUCAGUGCCCACAUUGACUUUUCCGUCGAAUGGCCAGAAAUGGUUGCCGCCGAUCGAAUGCUUGGAAACUCUGAAGGAUGGAGGGACGACUUCAGGUUUAAGACGCUUGAGAGAGGCGUUGUUACUCACAUCUACGCGGCAUUCGAGCCCAGCCUAAAAGAGCACAACGGUGUAUACUUGGAGGACGCUCACAUCGCUGACCCCUAUGUACAGACUGUUAAGCCUUGGGGUACAAGCAAGGUGGAGGCUGAUCGUCUGUGGAAGUUGAGCGAGAAGCUUGUUGGACAGGAGUUUUCUUACUAGACGAUGUGACGAAAAUUGUAUGGGUGAAGUAUGCUGGAAAGAUAGUCUCGAAUUUGAAGUGCAUAAGACCUGUCUAUAGACAAGCUAGACACAU
Messenger RNA from Trichoderma harzianum CBS 226.95, 1330 nucleotides. RefSeq lists its product as hypothetical. Lineage: Eukaryota; Fungi; Ascomycota; Sordariomycetes; Hypocreales; Hypocreaceae. The record is from RefSeq and is a predicted model, not a curated record. The transcript has 4 exons. The coding region runs from base 253 to 1236 and encodes 327 amino acids.